AUGAAAUUGAAAACUUUGCUGGUUACAAUUUUAGUUUUGAUCUUCGUCAAAUGUUCUGACCAAGCAGUUAAAUUUUUGAAUUGUGUUAUCUUAAUUGAUCCCAUGAAAAUAAUUGUUAGCAAAGUGGAAGAAACUCAUAACAAGUAUAUGCUUGACUUCAAACAUUCUUUAAGAAUUACUCAAAAUUUCACAAAUUAUAUAAGCAUUAACUUGACAUUGCUUGUGAAAAUAGACUCGUUGUACUUCCAUUAUUCGGUUGAUCUUCCUAAUGCUAGUGGAAAAAUGAAUCCCUUGAAAAUAGUUGUUAGCAAAGUGGAAGAAACUCAUAACGAGUAUAUGCUUGACUUCAAACAUUCUUUAAGAAUUACUCAAAAUUUCACAAAUUAUAUCAGCAUUAAUGUCUCAUUGUUUGUGAAAUUAGACUCAACGUACUUGAUUGAAGAUUGA
Messenger RNA from Clunio marinus, 447 nucleotides. Lineage: Eukaryota; Metazoa; Arthropoda; Insecta; Diptera; Chironomidae. The record is from the annotation of a GenBank genome assembly.